Molecule: messenger RNA, 992 nt
Organism: Talaromyces proteolyticus
Lineage: Eukaryota; Fungi; Ascomycota; Eurotiomycetes; Eurotiales; Trichocomaceae
Exons: 1
Coding region: 72-707 (211 amino acids)
Source: RefSeq, a predicted model, not a curated record
CAUUGUUGAGUUUCUGUUCACGACUUCAAUUUAUCUCACCGAUAAUACUCAUUACCUACAAUCCAGAGGAGAUGGGUGACCAGUUCCACGCCUCGACUCCGUAUGGAGACCAACAAUACGAACCAUCAGCAGGCCACUCCACUGUGCGUACCACACAAUCGGUGAUCUCUAAUUCCUCAUCCGUCUUCAACUCGAUCCCUAUUCAUCAGCUGCUUCCUCCAAUGCAUCAGCAGAUUGUCGCAAUGCCAACCGCGCCUCAACAAGGUCCCGACUACGGCAGAGACGAGUUGAUUUCGCGUUUUCUUGGCUGGGAACUAACGGUAGACAUUCGUGGCACUCUGUCGGAUGCGAAGAAAAAUGGGAAGCCAAUAGCUACCGAGUGGUUUGAACUGUGCAAGAAGCUCGAAGAAGAUUACGCUUCCAAAGGUGACGCAUGCCGCAACUUCACCUAUGAUACAAUCUGGCGUCCCAUGAAACUUGAAAAUUACUACAACUUCAUCAAAGAGGAGACCGCGAAAUACUAUUCUCUUGAGUAUGGAAGGAUCGACUGGGCCAGGAUUGAUCGACAAGACAUGGCUGAACCCCGGAAGGAAGAACUGCUAGAGAAUUUGGUUAUGAAGGGGGAGUCAUUGGCUGGGUGUGUCAAGAUUUUGAAGGACUCAUUUCCUAGGAUCAGUCCAUCCACCAACAAUCCAUGGUUGGGAUAAAGCCGCAUUUCCGACGACCUUUAGCUUAUUCACCAAAUGGUAUGAUCAUUUCACGUCAUAUGCAUUGGGUGGGUCAUUUUCUCUUGUCACUGGUACUUCAUUAAUAUCCGAUGCUCAAGAAAGCAUAUUGCGAGUUCAAACGAUGAGAAUCUAGACGUUCUACCUCUGAGACGCUUUGAGUACAUCAAUCCACAAAUAAUGGUGACUCGUGUAAACAUGUCUUUACCUGUUAUGUGAUUCAUUUUCUGUUUCAAUAAAAUCCUAACUAUCUUAUUGAACUCUGUG